This is a messenger RNA of Dendrobium catenatum, 1239 nucleotides long. Its product is annotated as ER lumen protein-retaining receptor. Gene Ontology annotation, cellular component: membrane; cis-Golgi network; endoplasmic reticulum. NCBI's taxonomy places the organism in Eukaryota, Viridiplantae, Streptophyta, Magnoliopsida, Asparagales, Orchidaceae. Bases 325 to 972 code for a protein of 215 amino acids. Gene Ontology annotation, biological process: protein retention in ER lumen; endoplasmic reticulum to Golgi vesicle-mediated transport. The transcript has 6 exons. The record is from RefSeq and is a predicted model, not a curated record. Gene Ontology annotation, molecular function: ER lumen protein retrieval receptor activity.
AGUAUCGAAUCGAGCUAAAUCAUAUUCUUUUAAGCUGGAGAGUAGAGGUCUGGUAGCUCCAACUCUACUCGCUAUCAUCUCUAUCCUCGGACAAGCACUGUUCCGCUGUCCUCCUGUGAAUUCUUCCUUCUCUUCUCUUGCUUUCUCGCUUAAUUUGAAUCGCCGCGCAUAAUCGAAAGUUGAAGAAGAAGAUAGAGAAACCAGGGGAGGGAGGAAUUCCAAAGAUUGCCUUAGAUGUGUGAAACUAGCGCCUAGAGAUCUUGUCGGAUCCCAUUUGGCCGAUUCGGAGAUCUGCGGGGCGGGUUCCCGGAUCCUGACUAGAGGAUGAACAUCUUAAGGUUAGCUGGCGAUAUGACGCAUCUGAUUAGCGUCAUCGUUCUCCUUCUCAAGAUCCACACCAUCAAGUCCUGUGCUGGCAUUUCUUUAAAGACACAAGAGCUUUAUGCUCUCGUAUUUGUCAGCCGUUACAUGAAUAUCUUUACGGACUUCAUUUCACUUUAUAACACCAUCAUGAAAUUGAUUUUCUUGGGGACUUCAUUCUCAAUUGUGUGGUACAUGAGAUAUCACAAGAUUGUACGCAGAUCAUAUGAUAAGGAUCAGGACACCUUUCGCCAUUAUUUUCUUGUGCUUCCCUGUCUAAUCCUUGCACUUCUUAUCAACGAGAGGUUCACUUUUAAGGAGAUAAUGUGGACAUUCUCCCUGUAUUUGGAGGCUGUUGCCAUCCUUCCUCAAUUGGUGUUGUUGCAAAGGACAAAAAAUACUGAUAACUUGACUGUUCAGUACAUUUUUCUUUUAGGUGCAUAUCGAGCUCUUUACAUACUAAACUGGAUUUAUCGCUAUUUCACAGAACCGGACUAUAUUCAUUGGAUAACUUGGAUAUCUGGACUGGUGCAGACUAUUCUCUAUGGCGACUUCUUUUACUAUUACUUCCUCAGCUGGAAGAACAAUGUGAAGCUCCAACUGCCUGCUUAGGGUUACUGGAUCACAUUUAUCAAUCAACUUAUUGCUUUAGAUCUCACUAAACUGAGAAGAAAAUCCCAUUAAAACUGGGAAAGGUUAAGGAUUUGUUGUAUUAUGGUUGUAAUAUGCACUUCAACCAGCUUAUAGCUUAUUCUUUUGUGGGAUCUUUAGUCAUUAGCUUUACUUGUAGCAGACCCAAAAAGAUUAUUCUUUGGAAAGCAAACACUGUCUGUGUUGCAUAGUUAAGUAGACAAAAGUAUUGCACAAGUUCCUUCUUCC